AUGGCAGCGCCACAACCGGUUGUGCCAAUUGGAGCUUCGGUGGUUCAAUUCAUUUCCUCGGGCACCAAACCUCCAUCCGACGAUCAAAUCUCAAAAAACGUAACACCUCCCAGAGUACCUCUUCCUUGUCUCUUGAUACCCGAUGAGAGCAAAGGUUUCAAAUCAAUGAUUUUAAAUGGUCCAGAAAACAGUGGAAAAACUAGCAUGGCGAUGAAUUUGGCCUGCUCUUGCGCAGCCUCUUCGGACUGUCCGUGCCUAGACAGAGCGGCUUGCCGUUGUUUGGCUUCGAUAGUUUUUCGCCCUUCCACAGAAAGGGAGACCUCAUUCCCCCCUGCGUGCCACCUCUUUCCUUCCACCGACACAACAUGUGAGGUGCCCUCUCUAUAUUCUCAAAUUCGAGAGAAAUGGAAAAGUGAAGGCGAUUAUUUCCAUCAUGACAUACUUCAACGGAUUCGAAUUGUAUACGUCGACUCGGUCGUAGACAUUAUAACAGAAUUGCUAUCUGUGCUCAAAGAGGAACGGGAUCGUAUUCUCUGCAUCAUAAUUGAUGACCUCGACAAAAUUGCAAGCAGGAGUGAAAAUAGCACAUCUGCCAUCUUGCAAACAGUUGCAGCGACAAUCGAGACAAGAAACGCUUUGGAAAAUAUAUAUAGUGCUGCACCCUCGGUAUUGAUAACUUCAACUGCAUUAAUCAAUGCCCCAUGGAUAGAAGCAAAAGUCUCACUGCGAUUGGAAAGAAGCCCCCCAGUGUGGCAGAGAGAGGCUAUUCAUCAAAGUGCACCUAUUAGUCAUUGGAAGGCUACUAUUCCGUCAGGUUCUUGGAAUGAUACAUCAUCUUCCAGCGUUGAUUACCUGUUCACGAGCAGACCAACAGGGGAAGUUCGAAUCUACUGGAGGAGGGUGUAA
Messenger RNA from Cylindrotheca closterium, 906 nucleotides. The record is from the annotation of a GenBank genome assembly. Lineage: Eukaryota; Bacillariophyta; Bacillariophyceae; Bacillariales; Bacillariaceae.